GCGAAUACUGCCUUGGUAUAGGGUUUUUCCCUUUUGCUUUCUUUAGGACAGACUUUUCCCGUACGUACCUGUUCCUGUCUUGGCUUGUAGCUAGUUUCUAGUACUACUACUUUCUAGGUUUCCGGGCCGGAAGCAUGGGAAGCAGCAGGCCGGAGAAGGCUUUGGAGGAUUCGGUGCCGGCACACGAAUUGAUCAGUGAGAAUACGAUAUGCGCAGCAGUGGGAAAAGAUGUGGAGGAGGGCAAAUCGAUUCUUUUGUGGGCUUUCCAUAACUCUGGAGGAAGGAAGAUUUGUAUCCUUCACGUUCAUCACCCUCCAAAUCUGAUCCGACAUCCUCUGGGUCCUGCGCAAACUCCAGCAGAGUACGUGAACGAAGCAUUGGUAAGAGAAUCCCAGGACAAAGAGAGACAAAAUAUGCACGAGAUCCUCCAUAAAUAUGAUCAUUUUUGUGGCAAAAUGGGGGUACGGGCUGAAAGACUACAAACUGAAACGGAAACUAUUGAAGAGGGGAUUGUGAAACUCAUCACUCAGUAUGGAGUCAGGAGGCUUCUCAUGGGAGCAGCUGCCAAAACGCACUACAAAAGAAACAUGAUGGACCUCAAGUCUAGAAAAGCAAAAUAUGUGUGCGAACGAGCACCUGUGUACUGUUUCAUACAGUUUAUCUGCAAAGGGCAUCUUAUCCAUACCAGGAAACCACGUACAGACACAGAAAAUGAAGAAUCAAGCCUCAUGAUGUUAAGAUCACGAUCAGUUCCUUCUGGGAACAAUAUGAAUAUUGUGGCUCAAAAUGGAAGCUCAAACUUGUUCAGAUCACAAUCUGUUGCACAAAAUCAUAUAAGGGACGAUAGAAAUAUCGUAAAGAGUUUCUUCAAUGCUAUGUUCCGAGGAGGCACCAAAGAGCCUUCAAGUUCCCCGAAGAGCAGGUCUGAGGCAGAACACAAUAGUACCACUUCUGGUCAUGAAUCGGAUGUGUUAUCAUUAAGGAGUCCUUCAGGUUCAAGUCCUUCAACAUACUCUCCUAAAGGAGUUCUUGAUUUAACUCUAAGUCCAUUAGUACUGAAACCAAGUACUCCAAUGUGGGAGGGGUUCGAGUUCAUGCAGAGUUCUCCAUUCUCACCAGGCAGCUCUUCUGUUGUGGACGUUGCAUCUUCUAACGAAGCUCGAAGUGUUGCGGACAAGAGUUUAGAUAAUCCACAUUAUGAGAAACUACAACAAGUGAUGGUAUAUGCGGAAAAAUUGACACUCUUGCAGCAAAAAGUAGCAAGAGAGCUUGGUGAGGCUAUGAGCAAGGCCCAAGAAGAGUUGAUACUCAGAAGAGAAAUUGAGGAAGGGAAAACAAAAGAGAGAGAAAUUGAAACGAUGAAAAAUCAGAUAGACCAACUCAUGGAAAAGUUCAAGAUUUUCCAAGAACGUGAAACAUCAUUAAAGAAUCAAAUUGUAGAGUUGCAGAUGGAACGGGAUAACGCAGUGAAAGAAGCUGAAGAGCUGAGAAAUAAACAAGGAGAAAGCUCAAUUAGCUGGAAUAAUGCUCAGUUUGCUGAGUUCUCACUCUCAGAGAUUAAGAAAGCAACUCAAAACUUUCAUGAAUCCCUGAAAAUUGGAGGAGGAGGAUAUGGAAACAUAUACAAAGGGUAUUUGCACCAAAUCGAGGUUGCCAUAAAGAGGCUACAUUCUCAGAACUUACAUUCUGAUUGCGGGCAAGGCCCCUCAGAGUUCCAAAUGGAGGUUCGUGUAUUGAGUCGGCUAAGUCAUCCGAAUCUUGUGAGACUUAUUGGAUCUUGCCCAGAAGAAUUUGCACUCAUAUAUGAGUAUCUGCCCAAUGGAAGCCUUGAAGAUCGACCCAGAUGUAGGGACAAGAGUCCGGCAUUGUUAUGGAAAACUCGUAUUUGUAUUGCUGCAGAGUUGUGCUUUGUCCUUGUGUAUCUCCAUUCCAGUAAACCUCACAGCAUCGUACAUGGUGAUCUAAAACCAUCCAAUAUCCUCCUUGAUGCCAACGUUGUUUCAAAACUUAGCGACCUUGGGAUUUGCCGUGUGUUAUGCCAUGAUCAAUGUUCAAACAACAACACAACACUAUGUCGUAUAACUGUCCCAAAGGGCACCCUAGGUUAUGUAGAUCCUGAGUUCCUUGAAACAGGAAAGCUUACUAUGAAGUCAUAUGUUUAUUCGUUUGGAAUCAUGUUACUACAAUUGUUGACUAAUCGUUCCGCCAUCUCCAUAGCAAAUGAAGUGAAAUAUGGAGGUACCAUGAGUUUGCAAGCUGUCUUGGAUCCAUCUGCUGGGGAUUGGCCAAUUGUGGUUGCACAAAGCUUGGCUGAAUUGGCAUUGUGGUGUUGUGAUAGGAACCAAAAAAACCAGCCAGAACUUGGGUCAGAUGUUUUGGGAAAGCUUGAAUCAAUGAGGGAUUCAUCUUGAUGAUGAUCACAACUUGGGUAAGAUGUUUGUAAAAGUACUGUUGUUGAGUAUAAAAAUAGGCCUUAUAUUUCAACCACACUUAGUUCAUAUUUGUACAUUUAUUUCGUGUUGUUUAUUAUAUCGUCUAUAUAUACAAGGGUUGUAUAGCUA
Juglans microcarpa x Juglans regia is the source of this 2561-nucleotide messenger RNA. Its product is annotated as U-box domain-containing protein 33-like. NCBI's taxonomy places the organism in Eukaryota, Viridiplantae, Streptophyta, Magnoliopsida, Fagales, Juglandaceae. Gene Ontology annotation, biological process: protein phosphorylation. The record is from RefSeq and is a predicted model, not a curated record. Gene Ontology annotation, molecular function: protein kinase activity; ATP binding.